Aureobasidium namibiae CBS 147.97 is the source of this 3831-nucleotide messenger RNA. RefSeq lists its product as uncharacterized. The record is from RefSeq and is a predicted model, not a curated record. NCBI's taxonomy places the organism in Eukaryota, Fungi, Ascomycota, Dothideomycetes, Dothideales, Saccotheciaceae. The transcript is spliced from 2 exons. Gene Ontology annotation, cellular component: tubular endosome; late endosome; plasma membrane. Gene Ontology annotation, biological process: early endosome to late endosome transport. Bases 1 to 3831 code for a protein of 1276 amino acids. Gene Ontology annotation, molecular function: phosphatidylinositol binding; guanyl-nucleotide exchange factor activity; SNARE binding.
AUGCACCCUCUAAACCCCUUCCUGCGGGCCUUCUUCAGAAGCACCCUCCCCUCGCAGUGUCUGCCCGUAAACCACCACAUCCUCCUUGUGCCUACGACGGAAUCGCUCUUCCAGGGCCGCGACCGCGAGACAACCGCGCCCUAUGCCGACCUUGCCGUGUCAGAAGAAUUUCUCUCCAGCCAUGUCAUUCGCAUACCCGGGGGUGUGCCUCCUGGAAGCACCUCGAAAGAUGGAGGAAACAUUCGAGAAUCCAAGAACAAGGCCAAGCAGUAUAACACACUCAACGGCAGGACUGUAGUUGUCAAGGAUACCUACGUCUACAGUAACAAAGGCUUCAAGAGCUUGACCCAAGCUCAACUAUUGACCGACGCUUUAUUUUGCCCCGACAUGCCCGAAGCCCAACAAUGGCUCGUCUACUACAUUUCGAGACCUCUGGUAGGUUCGUACGAUUCGGUUCGCAUCAUACCAGCAACUAUCAGGACCGCCGCACAACGCGCCGCAGACAAACCGAAGCCUGCCAUUCCCUCGGCCUCGGACGUCAAGAAGAAAGACAUUGCUUCGUUUACAGAACUUCUGACCGCAUUUCCCUUGAUCGCUCGACAGCUGCAGAAUGGCCUAGACAGAACUCUCAAGGAAUUUGCAGCUCAGUUUGAAGGUCCUGUGCCCAACAAGUCGUCGCGAGCGCCCUCGGUCAGCUCACAAAGAUCCGAUUACUCUUCUACAUCGUUGGAGAAUUCACUAGCCUCGCUCAGAUCCUCGGUGUCUGGAAGCGAUAGCAGUAUCCGUCUUUCGUCAUUGACCAUUGAACCGGAAGAGGACUCUAUGCGCUUUGCGCUGGAGAGUGCGACUACAGCGGCUAUUGAUCUUUUCCAAGGAGUCGACAGGCAGCAACUGUCUCUUCUUGGUGCUACGACCGACCUGUCAGGUCCGGUGGUCGAGCGCAUGAUUGAACGCCACGUUGCUGAGCAGCUACAUGAACAAAUCCUCUUCCCUCGAAUAUGCAACAUCCGGCGAUCAGAAGACCUCGAGCUCGAACAUCGUCUACGGAAAAUGGCCAACAUCGACAUUGCUCAAGUCGGCAUACCCAUCGAGGACGGUAUGAGAGGAAAGCGAGAUAUGGCGAUCCGGAUCGAUAGGGCUGUAGGUGUUUUCAAGAAGAUGGGCGUUGCCAGUAGUCCGCAAGAGAUGAUCGAAAUCCUGCUAGAAACAACAAAGACUGUCACUGCGACCACAUCCAACAACACAGACAGGCCAGGGACGCGGCCGGACGGUUCAUCGGAGAAACCAAACAUAGCCAUGGCUAUCAAUGCAGACGUGCUGGUCUCUAUGCUCCUGAUCGUUGUUAUCAGAAGCUCUGUUCGCUAUAUGCACGCCAGAUUGUCCUACAUGAGGCAUUUUGUCUUCAUCGACGAUGUGGACAGUGGAGAGAUGGGCUACGUGCUAAGUACUUUUGAAGCUGUACUGGUAUAUUUAUCACGGGACUCAGAUGCCCUACGAAUUGCUGCGAGGAAGAAUGCGCGAUUGUGGAAGGCAACGAGAAACGGAAACACAUCGGAACUACGGAACAUGCUUCAACCUGACGCUCCUUGGAUUCCAGGCAAUCAGGUUAUAGAAGAAGCACCAUCGUUCGACGACAGCUUCAGAGAUCCGGAUGUAUCGAGUCUGAGCUCAAGGCUAACAAACGUAAACAUUGAACGUCAAAAUCAGGCAUCGAUGGCUGACGGUAACUUUGCUGCCGUGGGUGGAUCAUUAGCUCACGUUUUCCCCUUCCAAAAACCGCUGACACCUCCGCCGGAAGUCAGUCAACCAAAGCGGAAGCGCGUAACUAUGGCCAGUUUCCGUAGUGCCUCUGUAUCAUCUGGGUAUUCAUCUCCAACCCGAUCCAGAUCUAAAAGUAUCGAUUCUACAGUGAGCACUGCGUCGGCAGGCGAUAGCUCCCUCGACAAAAUCUCACAAUCACAAGGACUUGGUGGGGACUCAAUCUUGAUGAUGGCUAUUGAGAAUGGGCAGCUUGCAUCUCUGGAGUAUCUAUUAAGCUUGGACCAGUUCUUUCCUAUCGAAUUCAUUCUGGAAGAUUGCAACAAUGAGGGAGUAACUUUACUGGUCGCUGCUGUCCAGGGCGAUGACAAGAACUUGACGAACUCCUUACUCAAUCACAUUAUCCGAAACGCGCCUUCCGAUAACACCUUACGAUCUUAUUUUGUUCGUCAAGACAGCAAAGGAAGAACGUUUGCCCACUACCUUUUCAAUCAACCACAUCUAAUGGAAACGGUUGGAGAGAUGCUGCCCUGGCGGCUCAAGGACAAGAAUGGCCAAACACCAUUAUUUGCUCUAUGCAGGUCCUAUGAUCAUCAGGAAUAUCGAUGGAUGGUCGAAACUGCAUUGACUCUUGCCACAGACACCCAACCAGACAAAGAGCCACUUCAUCUUGCUGAUCACAUAGACAACAAAGGCAACACUCUACUACAUAUCGUCAACGAUCCUCAUGUAACGGCGUGGCUCCUUCGUCAUUGCGACUCAGACGUGAAUGCGGCGAAUGACAAGCGUUUUACACCGCUGAUGAUGGCAAGCAAAUACGGUAGACUCGACUUGGUUCGAACAUUCUUCGGUGACGCUCGAGUGGAUCUGCAAAUCAAAGACAUCCGAGGCUUGACAGCCGUUGAGCUGGCCAAGGAUGAUGAAGUCAGAAACCGGAUUGACGAUCUGGUCUUGCUCUCUACGUUGCCUGCAGCGGAUGGGAGGAUCACUUCUGUUGUCCGGUCGUUCUUCGUUGAGGAUGCCACUGUCCGGCUAGUCCUGAAAUCUGGGGGACCGAAUCCAAACGGAACCAUCACAGUUACCACCUGUCGUCGCUCUGUUGCCGACUUUGAGCAUCUCGCAAAGUGGCUUUCCAUCGAGCAACCCGCAUCCUGGAUCCCGACACACUUCAACUUGACGUCUCCGUUCUUGAUACCAUCAAAACCAUCGAGAGCUGUGUUACGUGACAUACAACUCCGUCUUGAUGCAUUCUUACAGUGCCUCCUAACACACUCUACUUUCUCUACACAUGAGAUGGUGUGGGAGUUCUUCCUCGUUCCCGAUAUAGAUCCUGCUAUGCUGGCCGAGCGCGCGAAGCACAAGGCAGAGAUCCGAGUCGAAAACGUUCGGGACGACUACGAUCCAAUCACGGAUACACGCGAGGUCGAAUCCUUUGUAUCACAUGCUAAAGACCAACUCCGUGGAGUCUCUCAUGCGGUCAAGUCUCUUAUCAGGCGUACAAAUGCUCAACGCAUGCUGAACUCCGACUUGUAUGAUGCGCGUAUGCUCAACAAUACCGGCGUCGCAACUCUUCAGUUCCUCCCCAAGAAAUACCUUACAGCAUUCGGCAUAUACACAAAGGCUCUGACGCCCUCAGAAUCAGAUCCUCUGGCAAGCUUUUACUAUUCUCUACACUCGAUUGCAAACUCUUCAACAGCGGUUCUUGUUGCUCUUGGGCGACCAACAAGCCUAAUCGGCAGUAUGAAUCAAGCCAAGAGAAACAUUGAACGAGCCAUCGGUUCGCUAAGCAGACAGUCUCGCUGGACACCAAAUAUAGGUCUGUUUGACGAGACACGGCGCUCCAUUGCAGCUGAAGCCGAAGAGAAAGCGACAAAGGCUCAAGGCGAGCUUGACUCUCUAGGUAGCGAGCUCCGCUAUACACAACAGACUGUGGCUGCUGAGUUGGCUGGUUGGCAAGAACAGCACGUCAACUUCGGCAAGCGUAUGUUGAAGGACCUAGCCAAGGGUAUGGUUGUGAAAGAAAAGGCUAGGCUUGAGAGCAUGAGGAGAGCACUCAGAGAACUGCAGAGAUGA